AUGAACUCAUGCCAGCUGAGCUUGCAACCACUCGCCUGGCUAUUCAAAUGUACCUACUGCCUCAUGAUACGACAAUGUUGUGGCCUAAGAACAAUUCAGCGGACGUGGUACGCCAUGCUUGCCUUUUGGAAGGGCAACGUAUGCGAAUUGAAUAUCACAGGACUCCGUCGAACUGUUAGUUUGCAAUCGAUGACAUCGAAAGCGAGUGAUUGCCACCUUUAUAUGUUGAGUUUCGAAGUGGGACUUUAUUCGGGCGAUGGUACAUUGAAAGGGGCGCAAAAUGUUGUAAUGGUAGUAUUUCCUUUGAUCGAGACAAGCAGCAAGUUUGGCAAACCGUUGAAUGUGGAGGAGACUUGGUGA
This is a messenger RNA of Histoplasma capsulatum G186AR, 360 nucleotides long. RefSeq lists its product as uncharacterized. Bases 1 to 360 code for a protein of 119 amino acids. The record is from RefSeq and is a predicted model, not a curated record. The transcript is spliced from 4 exons. Lineage: Eukaryota; Fungi; Ascomycota; Eurotiomycetes; Onygenales; Ajellomycetaceae.